GUGGGCAGAAAAUGUACCUUUAAAAGGAAAGUGCUCCGAAGACAAAUUUAUAAGGUACGCAGUCUCGCCAUAGAAGUAUAGGGUAUCUGGAUCCUAGGUCUUGACGAAGUGUGCUGGAAGUUCAACAGCUCUGGCAUACAAACACAGCUUCCAUUUCGAUCAAAAGAGCUAUUAAAUUUGAAAAGCAAUGAAAAUUGCACUAGUUGUCGCUGCAUCGUUACUGGUGGUGUAUUUGGUGGAAGCCACCAGUGAGAGAUCAGGGAACGAAGUUCAUUCUGUCCACAAACGGUCUUCUCUCAUGAAAGGUCUUGCUCGAGAAAGAGCAUGCGGCUCCACUACCUGCAAGGUGUCGGGCUGUGAGUCCGGGGGUGGCUGGUGGUUUGUGUCGAAUUCUGCGGGAUGGAACAUCCGGGGCUCUGACCGCGGUUGCUGUGGCAACUACAGUGGCUGCUGCAAGCAUGCUUCUGACGCAUGCUAUGUACACGACUACACGUGUCGCUGUUGUAUACCUAGCGUGUAUUGUGGACCCCAGUGUCAAGAAGAACCAGGCUGUUGACAUAUAUUAUUAUUUGAAACAAGCUCACAUUUACCAGGCAAUUCCCGGUCUUUUAUUAUCUAAAGGCUCCUAGGCAUUGCUGACAUUGGAAACGGUUCCUAUUGAGAUUGUGGUACUGUAGAUUUUUCAUUAUACGGUAUAAACUUUGUGGAAUCUACCUUCUGCAUGGGCUUCUGAAAAUGAAAUGACUACAUGAAUGCAAGAUCGCCGCCAAGAUUGUAAAUGAACUCACGUCAGAUUAACAGUUUCAGCGGUCAUCAUAUAUCAUUAUAUGCAUUACAAUAAUAAAAUAAAACGAAG
Messenger RNA from Lingula anatina, 856 nucleotides. RefSeq lists its product as uncharacterized. The record is from RefSeq and is a predicted model, not a curated record. NCBI's taxonomy places the organism in Eukaryota, Metazoa, Brachiopoda, Lingulata, Lingulida, Lingulidae.